AUGGGAAAGGUAGUCGGAUCAGUAAACGAAUUUCAGAGAUCUGUCGACAUUCAACUACCAUCAAGGACCAAAAUCAUCAGACCGAACAACCUCGUCUACAAACUGGAAAUACCAUCAAAUGACGAAUCAGUCCAAGAAAACGGGGAAAACCAACACUCACACUCUAAGGACAAUGAAAGACGCAAUACUCACCCAAUGAUAACAAGAUCUAAAUCGCGCCUGAACAAAACGUCUGCCACACUAGCUGUCAUUACUCUACUUCAACUCAUCUCGACAACAACUGGUAACAAUCGAUGUCCAAUGGAGAUCGCUACUCAUAAGAAAGUCAUUUUUGCCACGAAUUGCUCCACAAGAGCAGCUGCCAUCGCCACUUACGUUUCCGAGCUAGGAGAAAAGAUAUGGUGGUUUCCAGUGAAUUGUCCCAUGGAAGCCAUAAGAUCAGAUUUCCCUUUCCAUGGAAAUUCCACAAUCUGCGGAAAACCUUGCGAUUGUCCUGCAUGGGCUUUGCAAUAUUCUUUCACAAAUAGCGACAGGAUUCUGGAAUCCGAAAAAGGACGGCUUCCCUUACAUUUCAUGCAAUACCAACCACCGAAAGUCCGCUCGUUCUCACAGUCGCCUUCCUGCAAUCCAAAGAAGUCCAUUGGAGUUUUCAAUCAAAUAUUAUUGUUCGACUGUACUAUCAUAAUAGUGGAAAAUCUGACCAUCACCAUAAAAGAAUAUAUUGACGAAAGCGACUUUAUAUGUGUGGAUAAAGAAGGAAGGAGACGAGCACCAACCAAAAAGUGA
This is a messenger RNA of Necator americanus (New World hookworm), 786 nucleotides long. RefSeq lists its product as uncharacterized. The transcript has a single exon. The record is from RefSeq and is a predicted model, not a curated record. Lineage: Eukaryota; Metazoa; Nematoda; Chromadorea; Rhabditida; Ancylostomatidae. Bases 1 to 786 code for a protein of 261 amino acids.